This is a messenger RNA of Rhinopithecus roxellana (golden snub-nosed monkey), 3018 nucleotides long. Its product is annotated as zinc finger protein 681. The transcript has 4 exons. Gene Ontology annotation, molecular function: RNA polymerase II cis-regulatory region sequence-specific DNA binding; DNA-binding transcription repressor activity, RNA polymerase II-specific. Gene Ontology annotation, biological process: negative regulation of transcription by RNA polymerase II. Lineage: Eukaryota; Metazoa; Chordata; Mammalia; Primates; Cercopithecidae. Bases 369 to 2387 code for a protein of 672 amino acids. The record is from RefSeq and is a predicted model, not a curated record.
CUUUGUGUCUCUCCAGCCGGAGCUCGAGGUUUCGACUUCACUGCUCUGUGUCCUCUCCUUCUAGAGGCCCAGUCUCUGUGGCUCAGUGACCUGCAGUUAUUGGAGAUCCAUAGCUAAGACGCCAGGGCCCCCGGAAACCUAGAAAUGGUGAGAAUGCCGGGUCCGACAUCCCGAGAGACGGGAAGGGGCUAUGGCGGGACUCAGGCUUCCCCGCAGUCAGUUCCACAGUCUGCACCCUGAGUUCUCGCCCAGGUCGGCCUCAGUCCCCUUCGACGGAACCACUGAAAUUUAGGGAUGUGGCCAUAGAAUUCUCUCUGGAGGAGUGGCAAUGCCUGGACACUGCACAGCAGAAUUUGUAUAGGAAUGUGAUGUUAGAGAACUACAGAAACCUGGUCUUCUUGGGUAUUGCUGUCUCUAAGCCAGAUCUGAUCACCUGUCUGGAGCAAGAAAAAGAGCCUUGGACUAGAAAGAGACAUAGGAUAGUGGCCAAACCCCCAGUUACUUGUUCUCAUUUUGCCCAAGACUUUUCACCAGAGCAGAACAUAAAAGAUUCUUUCCAAAAAGUGACACUGAGAAGCUAUGGAAAAUAUGAACAUGAGAAUUUACAGUUAAGAAAAUGUAGUAAAAGUGUGGAUGAGUGCAGGUUGCAAAAAGGAGGUUACAAUGGACUUAACCAAUGUUUGCCAGCUACCCAGAGCAAACUAUUUCAUUGUGAUGAAUAUAUGAAAAUCUUUCAUAAAUUUUCAAAUUUAAAUGGACAUAAGAUAAGACACACCAGAACAAAACCUUUUACAUGUAAAGAAUUUGGCAAAUCAUUUUACAUGUUUUCAAACCUAACUCAACAUAAAAUAACUUGUACUAGAGUAAAUUUCUACAAAUGUGAAGACUGUGGAAAAGCCUUUAAUGGAUCCUUAAUCUUUACUAAACAUAAAAGAAAUCAUAGUGGAGAGAAACCGUACAAAUGUGAAGAAUGUGGCAAAGCCUGUAACCAGUUCACAAACCUUACUACACAUAAGAUAAUUUACACUACAGAGAAACUCUACAAAUGUGAAGAAUGUAGUGAAGCCUUUAACCUGUCGUCACACAUUACAACACAUAAAAUAAUUAAUACUGGAGAGAAUCCCUACAAACAUGAAGAAUGUGGCAAAGCCUUUAAUCGGUCCUCAACCCUUACUACACAUAAGAUAAUUCAUACUAGAGAGAAACUCAAUGAAUAUGAGGAAUGUGGCAAAGCUUUCAACCAGCCCUCACACCUCAGCAGACAUAAGAUAAUUCAUACUGGAGAGAAAGCCUACAAAUGUGAAGAAUGUGGUAAAGCCUUUAAGCGGCCCUCACACCUUACCAGACAUAAGAUAAUUCAUACUGGAGAGAAAGCCUACAAAUGUGAAGAAUGUGGUAAAGCCUUUAAGCGGCCCUCACACCUUACCAGACAUAAGAUAAUUCAUACUGGAGAGAAAGCCUACAAAUGUGAAGAAUGUGGUAAAGCCUUUAACCGGCCCUCACACCUUACCAGACAUAAGAUAAUUCAUACUGGAGAGAAGCCCUACAAAUGUGAAGAAUGUGGCAAAGCCUUUAACCGGCCCUCAAACCUUACUACACAUAAGAUAAUUCAUACAGGAGAGAAGCCCUACAAAUGUGAAGAAUGUGGCAAAGCCUUUAAUCAGUCCUCAACCCUUACUACACAUAAGAUAAUUCAUACUAGAGAGAAACUCAAUAAAUAUAAGGAAUGUGGCAAAACUUUCCACCAGCCCUCACACCUCAGCAGACAUAAGAGAAUUCGUACUGGAGAGAAAGCCUACAAAUGUGAAGAAUGUGGUAAAGCCUUUAACCAGUCCUCACACCUUACUACACAUAAGAUGAUUCAUACUGGAGAGAAGCCCUACAAAUGUGAAGAAUGUGGCAAAGCCUUUACGCGGUCCGUGCACCUUACUACACAUAAGAUGAUUCAUACUGGAGAGAAGCCCUACAAAUGUGAAGAAUGUGGCAAAGCUUUUAAUAAUUCUUCACACCUUACUAGACAUAAGAGCAUUCAUGCUGGAGAGAAACCCUACCAAUGUGAAAAAUGUGGCAAAACUUCUAACCCAUCCUCAAAACUUACUGAACAUAAGAAAAUUCAUAUUAGAGAGAAACGCUAUACAUGUGAAGAAUGUGGCAAAGCCUUUAACCGGUCCUCACAGCUUACUAGACAUAAGAGAAUUCAUACUGGAGAGAAACCCUACCAAUGUGAAAAAUGUGGCAAAGCUUUUAACCAGUCCUCACACCUUACUGCACAUAAGAAAAUUCAUACUGGUGAGAAACUCUACAAACCUAAAAGAUGUAACUGUGAUUUUGAAAACACCUCAAAUUUUUCUAAACAUAAAGGAAAUUAUACUGGUGAGAAAUCUUAGAAAUCUGAAGAAUGUAACAAACCCUUUAAAAGUUGUCACACUUCAUUGUACAUAAGAUAAUUCAUACUAAAAACCUACAAGUGUUUUUAGCAUGUGGCAAAACUUGUAACCAAUGCUUACACCUUAUUGCACAGGAAAGGAUUUGUACUAGAAAAAAAAAAGUCAAAUAUACAGAAUGUGAAAAAGCCAUUAAUACCCGUUCACAUCUCACUCAACAUCAGAGUUCAUACUUAAUAAAAGCAUUAUACAUGCAAUUACGUCAAAAAUCUUUCAGAAAAUAUAAGCCUCUAAAGUGAAGAGUAUUCAUUUUGAUGACAUACAUUAUGAACAUCAAGAGGAUUUUAGUUGUUAGGCAGGAAUCUAGACCCAACAUGGUGAUAUCACCUGGCAUGGCAGGCUCUUUGUUAGGACUGCCUGCCCUUCACUUCCUGCUAAGACUGUCAGUGUGCGAAAAAAGCCCGCGUCCGCCAAAGAACCCCCACUCUGCGCAAGCUCCUGGACAUGUUAUUCCCCAGAAGUCGAAACCUACCUCAAGAAAGCUGAUAGCUACAAACCCCGCCUACCUCGGCCCUCCCACUAGAGGACAUGUGAACCUCUCCCGCGAGCCCAAUAAAGGCUGCCUUUGUUCUCA